UCAUUCAAGGAAACUCCUUAAAGAAGGUAUUACAUGUGACAACGAUUAGGCAUUAAAAAUAAUCAAGAAACAAUAUCAUAUUGGGAAAUUAAAUUUAAUAAUCUCAUGCAUGAGUCGAUCUUCUUGACAUUUUAAAUUAGGUCAUUGUUAAUUUGCGUAUUAUUCAAUGUUACCUUUCGAUUUUUACGAACGAAUUCCUUUCGACAUUAGCUCUGAUCAGUAAAAAAAGGUUAAGUGUUUCACCUCGCGGAAUAUUUUACGAAAAUACACAAUAUUACUUGUUAAUAUUCAAAGCAAAUAUAUUGUAUAUUUACUUUUUAUAUUGACGGCAAUGACAGCAUUCUAAAUACGAUAAAUGUACCAAGAAUAGGCCCUGUUUCUCAAAUACAUGUAGGUAAUAAUAAUAAUAAAUCCAUCUAUAUGACAUAGACAGAGAAAAUCUAUUAUAGUAUAAUUACAAUUGAGGAGGAAAACACAUUGUCCUAAAAAAAUCCCAGCUAUGUGCUGUUACUGGAACAUUAUUACGUAUGGAAUAUUGGUUAAAAAUAUUUCCUUAAGUUGUGCAAUUUUCUCAAGUUAUGAUUUCUCUCGGCUAUAGAUGCGAGUUUAAGUAUUUCAAGUAGGUAGGUACGUAUGUACUUAGUAUUUAUAUACCUUUAUAUUGUUAAUGUUAAAUUGUGCGCAUCUACAAUUCAAACCUGUCAAAUGCAAAUCGGACGCGAAGUGUUCUGUACCAUUAUCUAUAAAUAUGCAAAAAAAUUAGUAGCGUGAUCAUGAAGUUAGAUAUUUUUAAUAAAAUAUGCUUAAAAAAUCCACUCGGUCCCUGGCACCCUGGGAUGCGAAAGUUCAUAGGUUCGAAUCCCGUGUGUGUAGUAAAAUAUAAAAUAAUAUCAGUUUCGUUUUCCAAUUAUAUUCUAAUUGGAAAAGGAAGCUGAUAUUAUUUUAUAUACUUGUCAUUUUCUCUUUGUCGCACAUAAGCUUUAAUGCGUCUGUGUCCUUUUCAGGUAGAACUUUCGGGCGUCCAUUUAUGAAGAAAAUGAUGGGUGCGCUGAUGCCGCUCAUCUUUCAAAUAGGCGCGGCGUCCACGUGGGCGGUGGUGGCCGCGCUGGUCGGCGUCAAGACGCUAUUCGUCACACUGGUCAUACUGAAGCUGCUGCUGGUCGCUGGCGCUGCUAAGGCAGGAGCGCUUUUUGCGAGCAAGGGACAUCAUCAACCACAUGGGUGGGAGCAGCAACCGCUUCAAAAAGAAAUUCAUCUUCACAUACACAACAGCGGACAUCAAACUGCUCAUGAAGAACAUAUAACACCUUCAUGGAACAGAAACGAAGCACAGCCCGAGAAAGACAUCAGUAUGGUGAUAAAUCCUUAUGUUGGAUACUCGAGUGGACCGCAAACAAUCAGCACGCCCUUUGGGAAUUAUGUCAAAAUUGAUUAAAGUAUCGAUUUUAUUAAAUUUGAUUAAACCGUGGAAUUU
Messenger RNA from Diatraea saccharalis (sugarcane borer), 1474 nucleotides. Lineage: Eukaryota; Metazoa; Arthropoda; Insecta; Lepidoptera; Crambidae. The record is from the annotation of a GenBank genome assembly.